Molecule: messenger RNA, 5777 nt
Organism: Oncorhynchus kisutch (coho salmon)
Lineage: Eukaryota; Metazoa; Chordata; Actinopteri; Salmoniformes; Salmonidae
Product: protein phosphatase 1 regulatory subunit 12B
Exons: 7
Coding region: 914-1270 (118 amino acids)
Cellular component (GO): cytoplasm
Molecular function (GO): phosphatase regulator activity; protein kinase binding; enzyme inhibitor activity
Source: RefSeq, a predicted model, not a curated record
CCUCCUACCCCUCAAUAUCUCACUCUCUCCAGAUCCCCUCCUACCCCUUCUGUCUCUCUGCUGCAUCAUGCACACACUAACAAGGGAAUACUGGCAGCCAUGUUUGUGACGCUGUGAAAUUAGAUUUAAAAAUGACGAAUUACAUUUUUUUAUUAUCUUCAUAACAAAUUCCAAUGUCCAACAAAUCCAUAUUAGUCCACAGCUCAGACCAAAGGGUGAUUAAAGAAAGAGGGGGAAAGAGAGACAGUGAGGCAGAAAGAGAGAGAGCCAGAGGCUGUCAGGCAGAAUGAGAGCCGAGUGCUUUACUUUGAAGUUUUCAUUUUUGUUGAAUCACCACAGUCCAGAGAGUGCUCUCAUUAGCGACACUGCUGUCAAGUCCCAGGCAGUGUCCCUCCCCAUACAGUCUACAGCACCGCCCAGCGCCCACCCUCUUCCUCCUCCACAGCUCCCUCCCUUUUGCUACUCACCUUCCACUCAUCUCAUCUCAGGAUCACUCAACAUCACCUGGAGUGAGAUCACACUCCUGACCACAGCUAUUUCUGUAUCAUUAGAACUCUAUUAUUUUGAUCACAAUCCUGACUCUGCCUCUUCACCACCUUCAUUCACAUCACAGGGAUUUUAACUGUGUUUCACCGGAUUGUUCAUGCAGUAGUCUUUUGGAAUCAAGUUGGUUGGACCGGACCGCUGGACCCCACGUGAACCUCAUGCAGUGGAGAUUAUCCUGCAGCGAUGUCAUCUCAUCUCUCCCCCCCGCAACGCAAAGGAUCAGCCACGCACAAGAAAGUCAUCCACUGAUUCGUCUCCCGCUAAACCCUCGCCGACCUCCAGAAGCCUCAAACAUGAAAGAGUGUCCAGACUGGACUCGUCUGGUGCUUACGACCGAGAGGCCUAUGACGCUCGAAGGGAAAACAGAAUGGCAGCGCGGAAAAAAGCAGAGGAGGAGGCAGGGUGCACUGACUAUAAGAAGAUGUACGAGGAGGCCUUGUCUACCAAUGAGAGACUCAAGUCCAGGCUGCAGGGCAGCAAACAGGAGCUGGUAUUGGUGCAGACUCAGCUGGAGAGAGUGACACAGAGAAAGAUAACCAUGACUGAAAGGUCCAAUGAAAGGUCCAUGCUUGAGACAGAAAAACGGGAAACGCGUGUCCUGCAGAAGAAGAUAUCAGACAUGGAAGAUGAAGUGAAGGUCCAGACAGAGCUGAAGAAUGAGAACCAGAGACUGAAGGACGAGAACGGAGCCUUAAUCCGGGUCAUCAGUAAACUGUCUAAGUGAGAAGAGGAGGAAAAGGAAGAGAGCAGGGGAUGAUACAGCUUUAUUUCCCAUGUUUACACCCACUUCUCCAACCCCACCGCCCCCACCAACACCCCCACCAACACCCCCACCAACACCAGUAGUCUUCACACGCAGUUUGCAUAUUUGCACAUUUUUUGUAUUAAUUUAUGGAUUGUUAUAAUGCAUAAUUAUAUAAUCACAGCACAUAAUAAUACCGUAUGAAUGUCUGCAAAUGUUUAAUCUAUAAGCUGAUGUAACAGGUUAUAUAUUAUCACGUUUUGUAUCACUAUGUGACAUUUGAAAUGUUUUUUGUUGUUGUUUUUGUUUACUCCAUCACAUGAAAAGUCUCCUACGCCUUGUAUAAGUUAUUUAUAAAGAUUUUCUAUGCUGCAAUCCAACGCAAUCUCUUGUAUUCAGUGUCAUCAACUGGUCACGUGUGGUAAUGCAUCAUACUGCAGAGGCCUACAGUAUAUACUGUAAUGUGAAUCAGGAUUGGUACACAUUUGUAAGGGUUAUAGAUUAUAUACAUUGUUAUUCUUAUAGUUUACAUGAAGUAGUGAAUUUGAAAAGAGAAGGGAGUGCGGAGGAGUAGAGGAGGGAGUGAGGAGGAAGAAAGGAGGGAGUGAGGAGGAGGAGAGGAGGGAGUACGAAUGAGGAGAGGAGGGAGUGAGGAGGAGGAGAAGGAGUGAGGAGGAGGAGAGGAGGGAGUGAGGAGGAGGAGAGGAGGGAGUGAGGAGGAGGAGAGGAGGGAGUACGAAGGAGGAGAGGAGGGAAUGAGGAGGAGAGUAGGGAGUGCAGAGGAGGAGAGGGUGAGGAGAGGAGGGAGUGAGGAGGAGAGGAGCAAGUGCAGAGGAGGAGAGGAGGGAGUGAGGAGGAGGAGAGGAGGGAGUGAGGAGGAGGAGAAGAGGGAGUGAGGAGGAGAGGAGGGACUGAGAAGGAGGAGAGGAGGGAGUACAGAGGUAAGGCAGAGGGGUACAGUUCUUUGGAAUUAUUGCAGUAUGGUGGCCAUGGAGGAACAAAAUGCAUAAAGAGGAACUUUUUUUUUUUUAAAGCAGCAAGGUCGGCGGUAUUGCAUUGCGAAUGUAGCUCUGCACUGUUUGGGUUCACCCCAUGCUCAAAAGAGUUCCAAAGGCCCAGGAAGACGGGGAUUUAGUUGCCUGCAUUGCAGUAAUUUUACAAACCCACUCAGUUUCAGUUCACAGAGGAAACGUUAGAAGAAUACAGACGUUAUUGGUCCUAUGGUAAAUACAAUUGGAAACAUUUAAGGCAGACAGAAUGAUGGUUGCUGCUCAAGAUACAAUAAACACAAGUAACACAGGACCAAUCUAUAAAACGAUCUUAAUCAAUCCAAGUACACUCAAUAGGAGGGAUAGUGAAAACAAGUCAGGAAGUAACAGUAUUAAUGUAUCACCACAAUUAAACUAAUAUUCAGAGUAAUAACUGCCAUACUGGAAUGGAGGUUAUACUGAAUGGUUUGUACAAAUCAGAUCCAUAGGCCUUCUUGCAAUUGGAGUAUUCAGAGUGUAUGUACCGUGUACUGGGACAGUGGAAAGGAGCUAAUGCAAUCAAGUGACAUGUUGCCACAAUUUUGCUGCUACAGGCUCUUUAUGCUGACGUUUAAAAAACAAGCAUUGUUUUGCAUUCCAUGAUAUGAAUUACUGAAGGUUCAUUUUAAACUCUUUUGAACAUAAGUAUGUAUAUGAUCAUCACUAAAAGCCAAGCAGUCAUAUGAUUUCAUAAAUACAGAGGCAUGUACAUCUUACAAUAUCAACUUUAAGUCAUACCAAUAAUGUUGAUAAACAUGACCACUAUCAUCAUGUUAAGUACAUAUUUCUAUAAGCAAAACGUGCAUUCUACAGUGUGAGGUGAAACUCCAACAGCGCUGCUUCUGGUGACGAUAGAUGAACAAAUAUCAGCAUUUUUCACCUGUUCUUGCACAGGAAAGGAAUCAAGUGUGAAUCAGCCGCUCUGUUAAAAUAUCUCUAUAAGGUUUUUAAUUGAGCAGUAAUAAGCCUUUGCUCAGAGUAUAGAAACUUAAACUCAAGUUGUAUGGCUUUACUUCUUAACAUACACAAAAAUACAUGUUUAACUGUUAUGACACCAGUGGAUGACAGCAAGCAGAGGACUACUCAGGGUACAGAUAUGGAGAGUUAUUGAAACGGGGCUACAAGUCCAUGCUUUGACUCCUAUACAAUGAGCUAUAUCUGAUAACAUGAACCUGGGACUAAACAAUCUAACGUUAAGCACGGUCUAGUAGUUGGAUUUAAAUUUGUGUAGUACUGUAGUCUGACUUAGUACUAGAACACUGGUCAACCCAACACAGCAGAUUCAAAUCAUUUUUGAUAAGGCGGUGACUACCACCUCCGGCAGGAUACUUGAAGGAAACACUUACGGUACUUAGAAUUACAAAGCAAAGGAGCUAGUAAAUGUUCUGCUUUUGCAAAAAUACACAAUAAAUCCUGGCCAUCGAAGACCCUGCACACAUACAAGUGAAAGCAGGAAAUGUAAGUAAUAUUGCAUUUUGACUUGUAGCCCCAGCAUAUAGUCAUACAUUUCAGGUUGUCCACUGUAGACAUAUGUAAAUAAAAUACAAAUGAAGUAACACUGUUGAAUUUCAGGCAAGAAAAUAGCCUGUAAAAUCAACAUGUACUAUGCAGACAUAUGUUCAGUCCUAUUAUACCCUUAAGGGAAAAUACAUCAAAUGUGCAGUCAGUGCAUAUUUUUCUCUCCAUUUUAUUAUCAAAAUGACAUUGGACACAAACACACAUACACACUAAUUAUGGUUCCUCUUUAAAACAUGCCGCUAUUUACAACAUUUCAUAGAUACAUGCUGUAUUAUGACAUUUUCUCACUGUAUGUUUACAGUAGGACGAGAGAGAGGGGGUCAAAACUACAUAUCAAUGGACUUAUUAGUAUGCCAACGUUCCCCCUCCUUUCAGUUUGAUCACCUUAUACACCAUGGCCUCCUGGCAAUCAACAUUUCAGGAUGUCUAACGAACAACGCCCUUGGGAAAAACAGGUUUGAAUAAACAGCGGACAAUACCACAAUGUUUCAGGACUUUGGCGUCUUACAGAAGAGGGUUACAUACUAAGCAGGCUGCGGAUGAGUGCAUGGUGCAAAAGUCAAAGCUAACGACAUGAAGAUAAGCACAAAGCAUAAAUCAUGCUUACUUUACUCUCAUUUGUUUCAAGCAAAUGCUGCAUUUCCGGUUGCUUGAUGAUGAACUUUUCAUCAUUACAAUGUGAACAUCCAAGAAUUGAAUGUAUACCCACACCACUACAGUCAUCCUCAGCAGAGAGAAAUAGACGUUGGGCCUUCAUGCAAACACACUUUUAAACUGAGAAAACAUCCCCUCCAGUAUGUUUGUAUCAGUCAUUUCAGAGAUGCAGAGUGCUUUACAAUUCACAGGCAGUGGCUGUAACAAGCAUAUGGUCCCAUCUUAUAACAUAUGUUUCUUUCAUCUCGAUAGCAUUAAUGCCAAAAAUGUGCUCACAAUAGUGUACAGGGUGCAAUGCUGUCGUAGUAGAAUAUGAUUGAUCAUUUUUCUUUAUUUUCUUGAACAUACAUCCUCAACAUUGUGUAUCUUUGACUUAAAAUAGUAAAAGGUCAAAUGUGUUUUCAACACAUGCUAUUAGUAGUAAAUAUCUCAUCACUAACAAAGCAUGGUCGUCAUGGUUUUGGAUGACAGUGAUAGUUCUUCAAUCAUCUUUACUUUGGACAUGGAUAAGUAAUCACUUUUACAUCCAAGUGGUCAAAGUAGGUCUUUUGGACUGUGCCAUUAUGACGUUUGCCAGGGAUACAGUUUCCCUCAGUGCAUUCUGAGUUGAGAGCCUAAAGGCACCCAUGAAUUCAACCCAGUCUGGGUUUCACACUGAAAACACUGGAAGGUGUAUGGACCCUGUCCAUAACGGCAUCGAAAUUAAUCGUGUUUGAUAAGUAAUCAUUUUUAACUGUAAAGCCAAAUAUCAUUUUUGCCACAAUAUGUCCAUCUCUCUUAUACAUGGGAAUAUAUAUAAUAAAAAUAAUAAUAACAAUAAUAAUAAUGAUAAUACAAUUGGAACAAAAAAAACUUGCAUUUUAAAGUUCUUUCAGAAAGACUUUCUGGAAUGAAUUGCUGCAUUGUAUUACCUUAAUACCUACCAUCUCACCUAAACCCUUUCCAUUAGUAGAUUAAAAACUGUUUUAUGUGAGAAAUGUCCCAAUACUAAUAUCUACUGCAAGAUAUGGCACACUUAUGGGUUGAGAACAAGAUAUAUGCUAAUGGGAAUCGGUUUGGCAUGGUUUAUGUAGAGCAGUGAGAGCAUAAGUAAAGCAUGCACAAUGUUCUAUAAACUAAAUGAAGAAGCUAUAACCAGCAUCAAUUUCAUUGAGUCUUUCUCCAAACUUUCAUUGUCAGCAUCUAAGCAUCUGUUCCUAAAAAGCAUGUUCAAAUGAAACACAGAUCAAUUUAUCAAUCAAUCAAUCAAUUUAUCGCUCAAUUUCCCUCUUCUCUCUUUACACUAAAUA